Messenger RNA from Chlamydomonas reinhardtii, 3702 nucleotides. RefSeq lists its product as uncharacterized. The record is from RefSeq and is a predicted model, not a curated record. Gene Ontology annotation, molecular function: lipid binding. The transcript is spliced from 11 exons. Gene Ontology annotation, cellular component: endoplasmic reticulum. Bases 108 to 3503 code for a protein of 1131 amino acids. NCBI's taxonomy places the organism in Eukaryota, Viridiplantae, Chlorophyta, Chlorophyceae, Chlamydomonadales, Chlamydomonadaceae.
UCAUGCUGUGUGCGGCGCUGGGUGGCCUUGCGGGCGCGGCAGCCGGCAGCCAGGGUGGUCUGCUGCGGCGCGGUGCCGGCAGCGGCCGCGGCAAGGGGGGCGUAGGCAUGGACCAUCCCCAUCAGGACGCGCACGGACGUCACGCGCCCCUGGAGCGGCAGCCGGCACACCGCUGGUCGGCCGCCGCCGCGCCGCCGCCCGCCGGCCCCGUGGAGGCAGUGGAGGGCGCAGAGGUCGAGGCGUCGGCGGCAGUCGCUGAGCCCAAGGCCGGCGGCGCGGGCGGGGUGCUGCAGGCACAAGGGCAGGCUGCAGGGCAGACUGCUGGCAGCAGCACUACUGGCAGCAGUAGCAGCGGUCAUGGCGGGGUGGUGGGUCAGGUCGCCUCCGCGCUGGCGGCACUGGCAGGCGGCGGUGCGGCUGCUGCGGCGGCGGUGGAGGGUCUGUGUGCGGCCGGCGACUCCCGUGCGGCCCUCACUCAGCUGGCUCCGGGCUGGGCGGUGGCGCCGGGUGUGGAGAAGACCGCCGCUCUGAACCAGCUGCUGCAGCUGCUGUGGCCGCAACUGGCGGCGGCGGGGGAGCGGGAGCUGCGGGCGGCGCUGACACAGGCACUGGCGGCGGCGUCUGGGGCGGCGCCGGAGGCACCAGAGGCAGGCGGCACUCAGCCGGAGCUGCUGCAACUGCGGGUGACGCGCCUGGGGCUGGGCCCGGCAGCGCCGCCCCGCAUUGGCGGUGUGCGGGCGGUGCCGGGGGGCGGCGACGGUACCAGCGUUGUGCCUGAGGCCGGCAGCGGCAGUAGCUGGUCUGGCGGCAGCGGCAGCAGCAGUGAGGAGGUGCUGGUGGUAGAACUGGAUGUGGCGUGGGCGUCAGAGGCCGAGGUGGAGGUGGAGGCUGCGCUGCACCCGGCCGCCGCCCUGCCACCCGCCCUGCGCCGCCGCCUGCCCGCCGCCGCCCUGGCCCUGCUGGGCCCUACUGCCCUGCCGCCUCUGCGCCUGCGCCUGCGCCGCCUGGCCCUGCGCGGCUGUGUGCGGCUGUCCCUGGGUCCGCUGCUGCCCGCCCCGCCCUAUCUGGCGGCGGUGGCGCUGGCGCUGACGCAGCCGCCACUGCUGGAUGCAGCAGCGGACCUGGGGCUGGGGCUAGGGAGUGGCGCUGAGGGGGAUGUAGAUGGGGGAGGUGGGGAGUGGCUGCCGCGGCUGCAACUGAUGGCACUGCCGGGGGUGCGCUGGGCCAUCCACGCAGCAGCACAGGCCUUCCUGCAGCGCACGCUGCUGUACCCGCGCCACCUGCUGCUGCAGCUCAGCCCCGCAGUAAAGGAGGAGGAGGCUGGGGAGGAGGGGGCUGUGGGAGUAGCAGCCGCCGUGCUGGCAGGGCUGCGGCGGCCUGUGGGGGUGCUGCGACUGCGACUGCUGCGUGCAGAGGGGCUGCAGGCGGCGGGGGUCCGCAGGGCGGCUGCAGCUGCGGGGGUUGAGGGCGGCGGCGGCGGCUCCUCGGCUGCAUUCGUGUAUGUGUCGGCUCAGGUGCGGCAGGGCGCAGUGCAGCGCUCACCGCCGCAGCCAGUCCUGCCCGCAGCCGCCGCGGCGACCGGCGCCAUCCCUGGCGACGACGGCGGCAAGGCAGUACUGGCCAGCUGGCAGCAGCUACAGCAGUCGGCUGGACCGGCUGCAUCGGCCUCCUCCGCCUCCUCCUCCUCGGUCUCCGCCGCCACCGCCGCCUGCCCCCACCACGAGUUCAUCCUGCCUCUCAGUGCGCCGCGGCACCAGCGGCUGCAGCUGAGGCUGCUGAGGGACCGGCCCGGCUGGAACGACCCCUGCCUGGCCGCCGCCUCAGUGCCCCUGGCCGCCCUGCUGCCCGCACUGCAGCAGGUGGCGGGCGGGGCGCCCGGACCAGCCGGUGGCCCCGACAGCAGCGGCAGCGGCAGCGGCUGGGUGCCAGUGGUGGCUCACAUGCGCCGGAGUCGCGGCGGGGAGGGCGACGAAAGCAGUGGCGGUGGUGGUGGGGGUGCGGGUGUGGGCGGGGCGGCUGUGGCGGUGGCGACAGCGCCUCUGACCGGGCUCAAAGCUCUGGGCCGAGCUCUGCGCCACCCCGCAGCGGCCACUGCGGGCGGCGUAUCCCGCCUGACCCGCCACAUCGGGCGCUCACUGGCGCGUGUGACUGGUGCUGGCGGCGGCGGCGAGCAGGCAGCCGAGGCUGAGGAGGGCUCGGAGGAGGGCUCGGAGGACAUCGAGGAAGACGAGCAUGUGGAGCUGGAGGUGGCGGGGGUGGCACCGCAGGCUGGCACCGGCAGCAGCAGCAGUACGACGCCGUCCGCCCGCAUCCUCCCGGGCUCAGAUGUGGGCGGCGGGGCUCACCUGGGCGGUGUGGGUCUGCAGUCCCUGGCCGCAGUGCACAUCGGCGACCAGCCCCACUCGCCCCGGCCCCGGUCUGACCACGUGCGGGUGUACCUGCAGGCGCAGUACCUACCCCUGCCGCCGCCACCACGACCCGGUGCAGCCAGCAGCGGAACCAGCAGCGACACCACCAGCACUGAGGUAGCAGCGCCGGCUCCAGCGCCUCUCAACGAUACUGCUGCAGCCAACUGGCAACAACAGCAGCAGCUGGACAUGGGGAUGGGUCCAAGGCUGGCAACUGAGCAGCUGGCGACUGGGCCGAUGGUGGAGGCCAGUGCGGUCAUCGCCGGCGCGCCAGGUGCAGGCGGGGCAGGCGGGGCAGCAGGUGCAAGUGGGGGUGGAGGGGCAGCAGGGGACGGGGUCAGGCCGCCAGCGCCGCUGCCGGGGCCGGCCCAAUUGGCUGCGGGUCCCGCCCUGGGCGCUGUGGUGGGGCGGGAGGGCGAGGCGCACCCGCAGCCGCUGUCCACCUCCCCGCCCGCCAAGGUUCAGCAGCAGGGGCACAGGGCGGGUGGGGGGCCUGCUGCCGGUAGGGCCGAGGUGGUGCCGCCAGUGGGUGUGCAGGUGCAGCUGGGGGCAGUGUGGCCGGUGGCUGGACCCAGCCGCCUGGUGCGGCCGCCCGAGUCAGUGUCGCCGCAGGAGCAGGCGGUGCUUACGGUGCGUGUGCUGCGGCUGCGGCAGCUGACCGCCGCCUCCAACGCCGCCGCCGCCGCCGCCUCAGAUCCCUGGGUGGAGCUGCUUCUGCUGGAUCCGGUCACAGGGGGGGUGGCGGCGGCACAGCGCACAUCCACCCGCUACAACGCCGCAGAGGCGUCCUGGGAGGACGAGCCUGCACUGGAGCUGGUCCCCGCCGCUGCGGGCGGCUGGCUGGUGGCUCGGCUGUGGGACGCCACCACGGGGUGGGAGGCGGUGGGGCGGCUGGCGAGGCUGGACAUGCAGGGCGGCCUGCAGCGGCCCGACACGCUGCUGGGCGGUGUGCGGCUGCCGCUGCUGGGCGCCGCCACCGCCGGCCGCCUGCGCCGCACCUGGCUGCUGCAGCCCGCGGGCAGCCGCACCUCUGCGGGGGCGGCGGAGCUGGAGAUGGAGCUGAGCUGGUGCCCCCUGCCGCCGCUGCCGCCCUAGAGGCCGCGCUCAGCCCCAAGCUCUCGCACACGGGUGCCUGCAUACACGGGCCGCCGCGCCAUCGGCCCCCCAUCACCCCAUGCGGGCGAGGACAUUCCCGAUGUCGAAGGAUGCCUACUGCUUUUGCUGCUGUGGCGAGGUUGGAGAGGGGUCCAUCGAACGGCACACGGUGGGAGAAGGCGUGUAAUUGUCUGGCCAA